Haliotis rubra (blacklip abalone) is the source of this 2598-nucleotide messenger RNA. RefSeq lists its product as uncharacterized. The coding region runs from base 32 to 2329 and encodes 765 amino acids. The record is from RefSeq and is a predicted model, not a curated record. Lineage: Eukaryota; Metazoa; Mollusca; Gastropoda; Lepetellida; Haliotidae. The transcript is spliced from 2 exons.
GGGAAGUGACGGAAAAGCUUCUCUCACUAACAUGAUUCUGAAACCAAGGGUACACAUAUGUCGUGAUGAAGUGAAUGAGUAUCUUUACAGGCAAAUUGUGGGAAUAAGGAAUCCAAUAGAAUUUUGUUGUCCGAAAAGAAUUAAAGGUAAGAAGUGUAUUGAUUAUGAACCAAAGCCGAACAAAAGGAUAAGGAACAGACACCAGCACCUUGUAUAUAAACGAAAGCCAGUUUAUCUGUCUCCUAGUGAGGCAAGAGCUUGUCUGUCCAGUAAACCUGAAGGAAAUAUGGCUCCAAUCCAUACAGGUUUACAGUGUAAAAUUGUUGCAAAAGCUAAGAAAAAUGUGCCAUGGGCCAAAAAGAUUGGAAAUCAGAAUAUAUCUGGUUCAAUGGAUACUAGAAUUGGACAUUUUACAAAGACAAUGACUAAAUUACACGAAAGGCUGAUUUGUAAGCGCACCGAUCCUUCUGAAAAGAUGGAUAAGGAACAAGAGCCAGCUCCAGGAAAGAAUGGCAGGAAGAGAAGAAAGGUUGUGACUCCUGAAGAAAGCUUAGGAACAGGUGAACAGGGCGAAGAAAUAGAACAAGCUGAUGGACACAACAAGACAGAAGUAGUAGAUGAAGAACAGGUGUACAUUGAUGAAGAUUGGACUGAAGAAUGUCAGGAAGAUGACGAUGAGUUUGUAGAACAGAAGGAAGAUGAACAUUUGGUGGUAAAAGAACAAAUUGUAGUAAACAGGGAAGUACUAGAGAAUGUUGAAAAGGAAGAAGUAGAUCAGAUUGUGGUAAAUAAAGGGGUAGUAGAACAGAAUGUUGAAAAUGAAGAAGUAGAUCAGAUUGUGGUAAAUACGGAGGUAGAAGAGCAGAAUGUUGAAAAGGAAGAAGUAGAUCAGAUUGUGGUAAAUAUAGAGGUAGUAGAACAGAAUGUUGAAAAGGAAGAAGUAGAUCAGAUUGUGGUAAAUAUAGAGGUACUAGGGCAGAAUGUUGUCAAGGAAGAAGUAGAUCAGAUUGUGGUAAAUAAAGAGGUACUAGAACAGAAUGUUGCCAAGGAAGAAGUAGAUCAGAUUGUGGUAAAUAAGGAGGUACUAGAGCAGAAUGUUGUCAAGGAAGAAGUAGAUCAGAUUGUGGUAAAUACGGAGGUACUAGAACAGAAUGUUGCCAAGGAAGAAGUAGAUCAGAUUGUGGUAAAUAAAGAGGUACUAGAACAGAAUGUUGCCAAGGAAGAAGUAGAUCAGAUUGUGGUAAAUACGGAGGUACUAGAACAGAAUGUUGCCAAGGAAGAAGUAGAUCAGAUUGUGGUAAAUAAAGAGGUACUAGAACAGAAUGUUGUCAAGGAAGAAGUAGAUCAGAUUGUGGUAAAUAAAGAGGUACUAGAACAGAAUGUUGCCAAGGAAGAAGUAGAUCAGAUUGUGGUAAAUAAGGAGGUACUAGAGCAGAAUGUUGUCAAGGAAGAAGUAGAUCAGAUUGUGGUAAAUACGGAGGUACUAGAACAGAAUGUUGCCAAGGAAGAAGUAGAUCAGAUUGUGGUAAAUAAAGAGGUACUAGAACAGAAUGUUGUAAAGGAAGAAGUAGAUCAGAUUGUGGUAAGCAAUAAAUGCAAAGACAGGGUUGUGAAUAAGGAACAGAAUGUGGUACGGGUGCACAAGUGGAUUGUAAAUUUUCUGCCAGAUGAAGGACAAUUUGUUUUACAGGAGGUAGAUGAAGACCAGAUAAUGAAAGAUGUAGAUAAGAUUGUCUCAUCUAAAGCUUUGGUAAAACAGAAUGUUGUAAAGAAGGAAGUAGAUCAGAUUGUGGUAAAUAAACCUGAUGAAGACCAGUUUGUGGAAAGUGGGAAAGAUGAACAACAGUCUCUUGAGCAGAGGUUUGGAGAAACAUCUGUUGUACAGAAGAAAGAUAAAGGACAGGAAAAGGCAGAACAGUAUGUUGUGCACAUGGAAGAAGAUUGGGUUGUAGUACUGCAGGAAGAGGAACAGUCGACAAGAGAAGUGGAAGAAGAAAAGUUUGUUUUACAGGGGACAGAAGUAGAACAGUUGUUGGUAAAUGGGGAAGAAGAAAAGAUUGUAAUGGAUGAAGAACGGAUUGUGGUAAACAAGGAAGUUCAAGAACAGAAUGUGAUAAAGAAAGCAGAACAUAUUUGGAUACAGGAGGAAGAAGAAGAUUGUAUAGUGGUAGAUCAGGAAAUUGAAGGACACAAUGUGGUUAAGGAAAGAGUUGAAAAGGUUGUGGUUCAGGAUGCUGUAGAUGAUUGUAUUGUCAUUGAACAGGAAGGAGAACCCAGUGUGGUAAGGGAAGAGGUACAACAGAAUGUUGUAAUAGUGAUAGAUGAGUGAUAGGCUGGACCAAAUCAGUGGUGACCAAUGAUUUAUAAUGAUAUACCAAUAUACCUCAAGACUAUGUGCCAACUGUAGCACAGAACUGUCAGUAAAUAAGACUGAUUUAAUUGUUGUUUUUUCCACGAGGAUCACAAUUUUCUUGAAGCCAUUUUUGUGUUUGAGAAGCCAGAAGAGUGAAGCAUUUUACCGUUAAAUUCAAAUGAAAGUUGUGCAUGUGACAAUGUCUGCAACUGUUUUGCAAAUAUAAAACAUCAGUGCCAGUCAAA